Messenger RNA from Manihot esculenta (cassava), 3745 nucleotides. Its product is annotated as protein unc-13 homolog. The transcript has 5 exons. The record is from RefSeq and is a predicted model, not a curated record. Lineage: Eukaryota; Viridiplantae; Streptophyta; Magnoliopsida; Malpighiales; Euphorbiaceae. Bases 263 to 3400 code for a protein of 1045 amino acids.
AGAAAUAGACUGAGGAGACUAUUUGGUAUUACCAUAUCUUCCUCGCUUUCCUCGCAAUACAACGUUGUUUCUUGGCCAUCAACCUUGUCUCUCUCUUCACACAUUGUUGUAGCCAAAUCUCCACAACACCCACACACAUUUUUUCUCCGUCGUUGUUCGUCCCUCUUUCUUGCUUUCUUAUUAAAACAAUGCUCGCCUUCUCUCCCUACCCUUUUCCGCCGGAUAUCUGACCAGAGAUUCUACAGUUGUUCUUGCAACUUUAAUGGCUCACCAUACAUCCCGAGAUUGCUUCCCUGGUUCUCUCCUUUCUGGCUCCGCCGCCACCUCCCUCGACCCUGCCGAGACUGACCUCACAUGGCCUUUUGGGGACCUCUACAGUCUCGACCGCGAAGAUAUUCGGGAGACCGCAUAUGAAGUUUUCUUUACAGCUUGUAGAUCCUCCCCUGGCUUUGGCGGUGGCCGGAAUGCAAUCACAUUUUACUCUUCACAUAAUCAUGAUGCUGGAGAUAGUGGAGGAUCUGGGUCAUCCUCGGGGUUUGGUUCUGUCUCUUCCGGUGGUGGUCGGUUAGGCAAUGGCCCACUAGUUGUAACGACUCCAACAAGUAAGAUAAAAAGGGCUUUAGGGCUAAAGAUGCUGAAAAACUCACCGUCCAGGAGGAUGUCAAGCGUGGCUAAUGGUGGUGGGGGCGGAGGAGGAGGUGGGGGGACAUCACCAGGGCCUCCAAAUAUACUACUGCAACAGAGUGGGGGGUACAGCCCAAUUUCGAUGUACAAUACUGUGCCGGCAACAAGGCCAAGGCGGCCUCUGACUUCAGCGGAGAUAAUGAGACUACAAAUGAAGGUGACAGAGCAGAGUGAUAAUAGAUUGAGAAAGACGCUCAUGAGGACUCUGGUUGGCCAAAUGGGAAGGAAAGCAGAGACGAUAAUUCUGCCAUUGGAGCUGCUCCGCCAACUUAAACCAUCAGAAUUCAAUGACAUGCAAGAGUAUCAUAUUUGGCAAACGCGUCAGCUCAAAAUCUUGGAGGCCGGACUUCUCCUCCACCCAGCAAUCCCAAUAGAAAAGUCCAACUCCUAUGCAAUUCGUCUCCGCGAAAUCAUCCGUGCCAGCGACACAAAACCCAUUGACACAAGCAAAAAUUCAGACACCAUGAGAGCCUUAUGCAACAGUGUUGUUACUUUAUCUUGGCGAAGCCCCAAUGGUGCACCUGCCGAUGUCUGCCAUUGGGCUGAUGGCCUCCCUCUUAACCUUCACCUUUACACAUGCCUUCUUCAAGCAAUUUUUGAUUUCAGGGAUGGAACAUUAGUUCUUGAUGAGGUUGAUGAGCUUGUGGAGUUGAUGAAAAAGACAUGGUCUACGCUAGGAAUCAAUAGAUCAUUGCACAAUCUAUGCUUUGCUUGGGUACUUUUUCAACAAUAUGUAUUGACAAAUCAAAUUGAGCCUGACCUUCUCUAUGCUGCACAUGGUAUGUUGUCUACAGAGGUGGCUAAUGAUGCAAAGAAGCCAGACCGAGAGGCAACGUAUGUUAAGCUAUUGUGUUCUAUGUUGGCCUCGAUGCAAGGAUGGGCAGAGAGGAGAUUGCUUCAUUACCAUGACUAUUUCCAGAGAGGAAAUGUUUUCUUGAUUGAGAAUCUUCUGCCUCUGGCUCUAUCAGCAUCAAAGAUUUUAGGCGAGGAUGUUUCUCUCAUUGAAGGGACGGAGACAGAUGACUGGAAAAUAGUGGAUUCAUCUGGGGAUCGCGUGGAUCACUAUAUUCGAUCUUCAAUAAAGAACGCAUUUGCAAAAGUAAUAGAAACUGGAAGCUAUAAAAGUACGAGCGUGGAAGUGAAAGAUGAGGCCAGCGAGGCUCUCCUCCAAUUAGCUAAAGAAACAGAGGAUUUGGCAUUGAGAGAGAGGGAAAGUUUCAGUCCUUUACUGAGGAAAUGGCAACCAAUUGCAGCUAGUGUUGCGGCUGUAACACUGCAUCAUUGCUAUGGGGCAGUGUUGAACCAGUAUCUUGCUGGGAUGUCUUCACUCAAUAACGAAUCAGUUGAAGUACUGCAGAGGGCUGGAAAGCUGGAGAAUUUUUUGGUUCAAAUGGUGGUUGAAGACUCAGCAGAUUGUGAAGAUGGAGGAAAAGCAAUCGUGCGAGAGAUGGUUCCAUAUGAAGUCGAUUCAGUCAUAAUGAGGGUCAUGAAACAAUGGGUUGAAGAAAGGAUGAAAAAAGGGAGAGAAAGUUUUCUCCGACUUAAAGAAUCUGAAACAUGGAAUCCCAAGUCCAAAAACGAGCCAUACGCACAGUCAGUUGUGGAGUUAAUGAAAUUAGCCAAGGAAACGGUGGAUGAAUUCUUUGAAGUUCCUGUUGGAAUAACUGAUGAUCUUGUUUCUGAACUCGCCGAAGGUUUAGAGCAUCUCUUCCAAGAGUACAUCAAAUUUGUUGAGGCUUGUGGAUCAAAACAGAGCUAUGUCCCCACUCUACCUCCCCUGACCAGAUGCAACCGUGACUCCAAGUUGUCCAAGCUGUGGAAGAUAGCUACUCCAUGCAGUGUUUCAGCAGAAGAAAUGCAGCAACAUGGAAUAGCUGGAGCUCACCAUCCAAGACCAUCAACAAGCCGAGGAACACAACGCCUUUAUAUCCGACUCAACACGCUGCACUAUCUUCUUUCUCAUCUGCAUUCUUUAGACAAGACCCUCACCCUUGCUCCAAGAACUUUUUCUUCAUCUCGUACACAUGCGAACCACCGCAGAAAUCGUUCCUCUGCCUCUGCUUACUUUGAAGAAGUUCAUCCAUCCAUCCAAUCUGCCUGUCAACACGUCUCAGAAGUGGCUGCAUAUCGUUUGAUCUUUCUCGACUCGAACUCAGUCUUCUAUGAAACUCUCUAUGUGGGUGAUGUAGCAAAUUCCAGGAUUAGGCCUGCAUUAAGAACCCUGAAGCAGAAUCUUACUCUUUUGACAGCAAUUGUUACAGACCGUGCUCAGGCUUUGGCAAUGAGAGAAGUAAUGAAGGCAACUUUUGAGGCCUACCUCAUGGUUUUGCUUGCUGGAGGGUCCUCUCGAGUGUUCUAUCGGACUGAUCAUCCGAUGAUUCAAGAAGAUUUCGAAAGUCUAAAGCGCGUGUUUUGCACAUGUGCUGAAGGAUUAAUCAAUGAGGAGCUGGUGGAGGGGGAGGCUGAUAUAGUUGAAGGUGUAAUAACAUUGAUGGGUGAAUGUACAGAGCAGCUAAUGGAAGAUUUCAGCAUUGUGACUUGUGAAACAAGUGGCAUAGGAGUUGUGGGUACAGGACAAAAACUGCCAAUGCCACCAACAACAGGAAGGUGGAAUAGAGCAGAUCCAAACACAAUCUUAAGAGUCUUAUGCUACAGAAAUGACAAAGCAGCAAAUCAGUUCUUGAAGAAAACUUUCCAAUUGGCAAAGAGGAGAUGAAUGAAGAUGACAAUUUUGACCUGUUGUAAUUUACGCCACCAAAGGUCAUUAUAAAAUGUGAGAGAGCUAACAUUAACAAGAACUGCUGUGGGAGUAUUGGCCUUAAUUCUUUGUAGCUGUAGGAUUUGUUAGUACCUAUCAGUGGAAAACUUUUUACUAGGGAGUGUGUGACAAGGAAGUGUGUGCACACCUUAUUUCUUCUUUUUUUUAAAAAUUUUUUUAAUUGUUAAUUUGAUUGUAUACUUGAGAAAUGAAAUAGAGAGAGAAAGGGGGGGAUCCUGAGAUGUUAAGCAAAACUGUUCAGUUAUGUUGUUAAUAUGUUUCUGUCUAGUAAAGUUAAAGCAA